Austrofundulus limnaeus is the source of this 2102-nucleotide messenger RNA. It is a transcript of the gene aunip, whose product is annotated as aurora kinase A and ninein interacting protein. Lineage: Eukaryota; Metazoa; Chordata; Actinopteri; Cyprinodontiformes; Rivulidae. The transcript is spliced from 4 exons. Gene Ontology annotation, cellular component: spindle pole; centrosome. The record is from RefSeq and is a predicted model, not a curated record. Bases 117 to 1247 code for a protein of 376 amino acids. Gene Ontology annotation, biological process: spindle organization.
GUCAAAAAACAAGGACAGCUCAUUGUAGUGGCGGCACAAUCAAACUGAGCAAGUGUUGAUGAAUAAUCGUAAAAUAAAUUUCAUUUCUGGACUUCGUAUCAUUCGAUCACUUAAAAAUGAAGAAGUGUAAAGCAAACUCUGCCCAGGAGGAAUGUGGUGUUUGGCUCGAUACGGCGGAGCUGAAAGGAAAAGUCAAACAGAAGCGCCUUGCCCGUCCCAUCUCUAAAUUGCUGAAUCCCUUUGCUGAGGGUGACGGUUACAACUUAGCUGUGGCUCUCAACUUCACUCAGACCAAAGUGGAAAUGCCAAAGACCAAACAAAGCUCUAUAUCAAUGUUUUUCACACCGCAACAAAGAGUACUUCAUAAGAUGUGCUCCUCUGAAUCWUCAAGCCGGAAUCCAUCGCAGCCCUUUUCAUCAUCUGCAUCYGCCGCUCCAACGGUGAAAAAACGAGGGCGAGAUCUACGCCUUGAUGACUCCGGUGUGGAUGAAAAUGGGACCGAGGCUGAAGCAGCACCGUCACAGAAUCAAGGACAUCGUUCGCCAAACCGUGAAUUUGAAGACAAAAGCUCUGGAGAGAGAGAAGCACCUCAGUGCAAGAGGAGGCACACUGACCCAGUGCCAGAUGACAGCCAAGCACCCUUUCAGACAUGGAGUCAGGACCCACUGUUUACCUGCAGCCAGCUCCCUGAAAGUGAAUUUGAUCCAACUGAGGAGACUUCCGGAGAGAAAAACCUUCAGAGUUCUGAGAGAAGUUUUCAAGACAGUCUACAGACAGAUGCUGAAGGAAGAACCUCAACUCAAAUAGCAGAUAAAAAACAUCCUCAGAUAGACGACAAUAAGGAAAACAGCAGGUCCAUGUUUUUUAACACCCCAGCAAAGCAUCAUUCUGUCUCUCACCUUGGACAUGCGUCAGAUCUUAAAUGGACAGAACCAAAAYGCACUCCGCAGCUAAAACACCCAGGAAAAGAGGUACGUUUUGACUCAGCGUGGCCAAAACUGAGCAGCUCUCCUCUUCAGAGCCCUCAGCAGCAAAGCAGAAAGGUGCAUGAGGACAGUUUGUCUGCGCUGUUCACUCAGGACUCUCAGGGCUUCAGGGUGAUCGCACAUCGAGCUCUGUCCUCCAGAAGUCCACUGAAGGAUCAAAGUAAUCUGAGAAGUUGUGCUUACAAACCUGAGGAGGGUGAGGAGGAGGAUGAAAGGCUCUUCACUCAAGACUCUCAGGGAAACAUGGUGAUCAAACACUGAUGUCUUUUGGAGUAAACUGGAUGGAUAUUAAUGAAACUUUAAAGUAAUUAUUAGAUGUGCCACAUGAAAAUGAUCUUAGAAACCAAGAAAACUGUCUACAACUCAGUUUUACUGAUAUUCACCAAAUAGACAAGCUGAGGGUUAUCCUAAAUUUCUCUAUAUUGCAUGAGAGUGUGCACUUACUUUACAUUACAUUGCUUCUUUUUAAAAUCUAUUUGUAAAAUGAAACUCUUAACAAGCCCCGGGUGAAAGUUUUUAGCUUUAUUUGAAAACUAUUAAGAAGUCACAUCAUUUCAUAUAAAUUAAACAGAAGUUUCUUGUUGAUUUCCUUUACGUAGRUGCUGCAUUUCAAUACAAAACAAAGUGACGUACAAAAACAGGAAGUGAUCGAGCGUGUACAAUGCAGAUUACAUUUCAUUUGCCUGCAAGAACAUUGCCAUGGUUUCAACUAUUCAACAGGUCUGACCCUUUUACCUUCACCUGAGCUUCAGCACUGAAUGUUUAAAUGAUCAAAACUGCAGCUAUAAAAACAUUAUUAAAAGACUUUUCUGAUAAUUAAACAUUAGAGUUUGUUGUUUGCAGGCUUAUGUGAUAGGCUGAUGAGUGUUCAAAUGUGAAUAAUUCCCAAUAUUUUGGGGUAACGAGAUCUUAUGAGGAAAACUAAUGUUUAUUUGAAGUAAUACUUUUCUAUAAAUGUCUGUAUUCUUAUGGCAGAGACAUGAAACUAAGGGUGUUAAUUCAAUGUUUUACAGACCUGAGUGCUAAAAGUGUGAUUUUUUUUUAGGCUGGUACUUUUAAUACAUUCAAGGAUUGUUUUUUUUUCUUGGGAUCACAAAUAAAGGAUCAAAAAGACAA